Molecule: messenger RNA, 2804 nt
Organism: Nerophis lumbriciformis (worm pipefish)
Lineage: Eukaryota; Metazoa; Chordata; Actinopteri; Syngnathiformes; Syngnathidae
Product: LIM domain kinase 1-like
Biological process (GO): actin cytoskeleton organization; protein phosphorylation; positive regulation of stress fiber assembly
Cellular component (GO): nucleus; neuron projection; cytoplasm
Molecular function (GO): protein serine/threonine kinase activity; protein binding; ATP binding
Source: RefSeq, a predicted model, not a curated record
UGUGACUUCCUGGAAGAAGCACACAGAUGUGACUGUAAGUAGAUCUGCCACAGGACGAUAUACUAGGAGUAACAGGACCAGGAAGGAGGAGCUUACGAUCUAUACUGGGACAGGUCCACUUUUUGGUGGCCAAAAGAGGAAGACUGACCAUCUGGUGUCAAUGGGUCGAGGGAGUUUUGUUUUUUCUUCUUCGCACGACCACAUUUUCAGGAAGUCUCACACACAGACUGACGUCACAGGACGAGUGAAAACUUGUGCUAGCGAGCAGUGGAAGCAGAAUAUGUGUACGCACGGUUAACACACAUGUGCACGUCCACAUGCGACCAUAAAGCUGCUCGUGUCUUUUGCUGCUGUGAGACGGAACCCCAACUGCACAUAGACGGGGGGCCAUGUCUCGGCGAGACCAGAGGUUUCGGAGAGGGAUGAAAGGACGGUGCUGCGACUGUGGCUGCAUCCUGUCUCAAUGGUACUACGAAAAAGACGGACUGCUCUACUGCAAGAAGCACUACUGGGAACGUUACGGCGAACACUGUCACGGAUGCAGGGAGACGCUUGCCACAGGACUUGUGAUGGUUGCUGGAGAGCAGAAGUACCACCCUGAAUGCUUCACCUGUAUUAGGUGUCAAAUGUUUAUUGGAGAUGGAGACACCUACACACUUGUAGAACGUUCUAAACUUUACUGUGGCCACUGUUUCUAUCAGGGUGUAGCGACGUCACCUUCAUCCCCCAUCAAGAGUCCCCACAUAGUGGCGCUGGUGUCACUUCCCCCACAAACAGGCGGCCACCGCGGUCUGACUGUAGCCACUGAACUCAGCCAAGAGACUGGCCCUCUUUUUACUGUGAAAGCCUUAGACCCAGAAGUCCUCUGCUCAGACCUGCUGUCCUCCGUCCACAUUGGGGACCGCAUCCUGGAGAUUAACGGCAACUCUGUCUGCAACGUUUGCCCCAAUGAGGUAAACCGUGUGAUCCAGGACACGAGCAAACCACUACAGCUGACAAUUGAACACAAUCCACAGUCCAAGAAGUCAACAGAAGCGCAGGAAGACAUCGACUGUGUCCAUGAAGAACUAGCUUUGGCAUACACUCUCCCAAAACUGGAGGAGGAGCCAGGAUCAGGUGUGGAGACAUAUGAACCAAUGAGAAUGAGUCUACCCUCACCUCUUCACCAAGAAACAAUGGGAAUGCGAUCAAGACACAUCCUGCGGAGCUGUAGUAUUGAAAAGUGUUCCUUGUUGCCCAGAGCACUGACGCUCAUAUCCCAAAAGAAGGACAACAUGGUUCGCUCUGAGUCUCUGCGCACUGACACUGGGGAUCGAACCCAUCGCAUCUUCAGACCAUCAGACCUCAUACAUGGAGAGGUGCUUGGCAGGGGGUUCUUUGGACAGGCUGUCAAGGUGACACAUCAAGAGACAGGAGAGGUGAUGGUGAUGAAAGAGUUGAUAAGUUUCGAUGAAGAGACCCAAAAGACCUUCUUGAAAGAGGUGAAGGUGAUGCGCUGUCUGGACCAUCCUAACGUUCUCAAGUUUAUUGGACUCUUUUACAAAGACAAGCGGCUACAUAUUGUCUCUGAGUUCAUCCAGGGGGGAACGCUGAGAGACACCAUCAUCAAGAUGGAUAAGAAUUUCUCGUGGAGCCUAAGAGUGAGUUAUGCCAAGGACAUUGCAGCUGGAAUGGCAUAUCUACACUCCAUGAAUGUCAUCCACCGAGAUUUAAACUCACCCAACUGCCUGGUCAAAGAGAAUCAGUCUGUAGUUGUGGCAGAUUUUGGGCUUGCUCGUUUGGUGAUGGAAGAGAAGAACCGGAGCAGAACAUCGUCUCUGGAAUCAUCUCCAAAGGGGGGGAGAUCUGGGCUCCGUAAACCUGACCGUAAAAAGCGCUACACGGUGGUGGGGAAUCCUUACUGGAUGGCCCCCGAGAUGAUCCACGGACAAAUCUACGAUGAACGAGUGGACGUCUUUUCCUUUGGAAUCAUGAUCUGUGAGAUCAUAGGCAGAGUGAGCGCCGACCCGGACUUCCUUCCACGGAAUAAAGACUUUGGUUUGAAUGUUGCGGCUUUCAUUGAGCAAUACCAACCUGCACAGUGCCCUUUGACUUUCCUGCCACUAGCUGCCCUCUGCUGUGAACUAGAUUCGGAUAAGCGGCCUUCCUUUUCAAAGCUGGAGGAGUGGUUGGAGAACUUACUGAUGCACAUAGACAUCGGACUGCCUCUCCUCUCAGAGUUGGAGCAGCUUUGCAGAACUUUCUGGAGGACCCACAACGAGAACACAGUAUUUGACUGCCCAGGCCAAAACCAUUCUCCACUUCCACAAAGGUCCAAUCUAAUACAAACAUCUCCAGACAAUGCAAACAAUCAAAAUGGGACACUUUACCAUCCUGAAAGCCAAGAACCAACUAGCACACCUCCUGACCAGGUGGACAGUGGCUACACCCACUUCGACAAAGUACAUCAGGGUGAAAAAGCAGAUGCUAGGCAGGUGUGCUGCUUAUCUACAAACAGCUUGUCAGCGUUGGACACUUGUGAAAAUGACGGACAUGACCCCUCAGAACAAAACCAACUAAAACCUCCACAACCCUUAAAGACCAACAGUCCACCCACAGGACCAUCCAGCAGGCCCAGAAGGAUCUGCAAAGUGUUGUGGAACACAACCACAAUGGAUGACUCUUUGCUAUGACUGUUUCAUCUUUAAGGGUCCAAAAAAGGGUGCAAUCUCAGAACUACUGGAAAAGAACUGAACGUCAUAUAUUGUUGAGCACAACCAGCAACUUAUGGCCGGUAUUAAUAAAUUGAAGAUGUUAAGCUAAAA